AUGCAAGAAGUCUUUGUCUCUGGUGCUAGUGGGUAUAUUGCUCAAAAUAUUGUUAAACUUCUAAUCUCCAAAGGUUACAAGGUUAUCGGAACUGUCAGAACUGCUGCCAAAGGUGAACAAUUGAAGAAAGAUGCUGGGGAAAAUUUCGACUACGAGAUUGUUGAAGAUAUCGGUGUUCCAAAUGCUUUCGAUGAAGCUUUGAAAAAACAUCCUCAUUCAUAUGCAUUUUUACACACUGCAUCUCCAGUCACUUUAGCUACAGAGGAUAUUGCCAAUGAUAUCAUCAAACCUGCUGUUGAAGGUACCUUGAAUGCUUUAAAAUCAAUUCAAAAAUACGGUUCCAAUGUUAAGAAAGUGGUUAUUACAUCAUCUGCUGUUGCCAAAAUCGAUGCAAAGAACAUGAAUAACCCAGAUGCGGAACUUGUUACUGGAGACUCUUGGAAUCCGAUCACUGAUGAGGAAGGGUUACUCAACCCUACAUUUGGUUAUUUUGUAGCCAAGCGUAACGCUGAAAAAGCUGCCUGGGAUUUUGUCAAAAACGAAAAAGUUAAGUUCAGUUUGAAUACCAUUGCACCUACUUUAGUGAUUGGACCUCAAGCUUAUGCCAGUGGUGUCAAAGAAACUUUCAAUUUCUCCGUUGAGUUAUUGAAUAGUCUCUUGAAAAUGAAGCCUGACUCAAAAAUGCCCGUUUUUGAUGGUAACUUUGUUGAUGUAAGAGAUGUUGCCAAAUUACACUUACAUGCCUUUGAAAGUGAUGUUGAAAAUUUCUGUUAUUUACCAAUAACCAAUCAUUUCUCCAUCCAGACUUGUGCAGACAUCAUCAGGGAAAGGUUUCCUUCUUUAAGGGAUACUGUGCCUGUUGGGACCCCCGGUACUGGUAAGGAUCUUUACAACAAGAGUCCUCGAUGGGAUAAUAAGAGAACCAUGGCUCAUUUGGAAAACCCAAUACAGUUGGAACAAUCUGUUUUCGAUACUAUUGAUCAAAUUGUCAAUAAAUAG
Messenger RNA from Yamadazyma jaroonii, 999 nucleotides. NCBI's taxonomy places the organism in Eukaryota, Fungi, Ascomycota, Pichiomycetes, Serinales, Debaryomycetaceae. The record is from the annotation of a GenBank genome assembly.